CUGUCCUUGCCGCUCUCCGCCGGCUCCCCGGAGUCCCCCGGUCCACUGGGGUCCCCCGCAGUCUUCCGCAGUUACCCCCGGUACCCCAGCCUCUUACAGUGCCCCCCUUGGUCCCCUGGCCCGGCAUGGCACGCGCGGUGGAGCCCGAGCGGCGGCUCCUGGCCAUCUACACCGGCGGCACCAUCGGCAUGCGGAGUGAGCGCGGCGUGCUCGUCCCCGGGAGGGGCCUGGCCAACGUCCUGAGGACUCUGCCCAUGUUCCACGACAAGGAGCACGCCCGGGCCUGUAGCCUCCCUGAGGACACCCUGGUGCUGCCGCCUGCCCGUCCUGACCAGAGGGUCAUCUACACAGUGCUGGAGUGCCAGCCCCUCUUCGACUCCAGUGACAUGACCAUCACCGAGUGGGUUCAGAUCGCCCAGACCAUUGAGAGGCACUAUGAGCAGUACCACGGCUUCGUGGUCAUUCACGGAACCGACACCAUGGCCUUCGCCGCCUCUGUGCUCUCCUUUGUGCUGGAAAACCUGCAGAAAACUGUCAUCCUUACUGGUGCUCAGGUUCCCAUCCACGCCCUGUGGAAUGACGGCCGCGAGAACCUGCUGGGGGCCCUGCUCAUGGCCGGCCAGUACGUGAUCCCUGAGGUUUGCCUGUUCUUCCAGAACCAGCUGUUUCGGGGCACCCGGGUGACCAAGGUGGACACGCGCAGGUUCGCAGCCUUCUGCUCGCCCAACCUGCCGCCUCUGGCAGUUGUGGGCGCUGACGUCAUAAUCAACCGGGAGCUGGUGCGGAAGGUCCGCGGGAAGGAGCGGCUGGUGGUGCACAGCACCAUGGAGCGAGACGUGGGCCUGCUGCGUCUCUACCCUGGGAUCCCCGCCACCCUGGUUCGGGCCUUCCUGCAGCCCCCACUGAAGGGUGUGGUCAUGGAGACCUUCGGCUCGGGGAACGGGCCCACCAAGCCCGACCUGCUGUGGGAACUGCGAGCAGCGACGGAGCGAGGCCUCGUCAUCCUUAACUGCACGCAUUGCCUGCAGGGUACCGUGACCUCAGACUACGCCGCUGGCAUGGCCACGGUGGGAGCUGGCAUUGUGUCAGGAUUUGACAUGACAUCCGAGGCCGCCCUGGCCAAGCUGUCCUACGUGCUGGGCCAGCCCGGGCUGAGCCUGCACAGCAGGAAGGAGCUGCUGGCCAGGGACCUUCGGGGAGAGAUGACGCUGCCCGUGGCAGACGAGUGCCAGCCUUCCCUUCAGAGCAGCACGCUGGGCCUUGGGGUUGCCCAACUCCUCAGCCUGAGUCAGCAGGCUGAUGCUGUUCGAGACGCCCUGACGCCCAGUCUGGCCUGUGCCGCAGCCCGUGCUGGUGACCUGGAGGCCCUGCGGGCGCUUGCAGAGCUGGGCAGUGACCUGAGCCUGGAGGAUUUUAACGGUCAAACUCCACUGCAUGCGGCCGCCCGAGGGGGCCACGCCGGGGUGGUCACCAUGCUGCUGCAGAGAGGGGUGGAUGCGAACGCCCGAGACAAAGACGGCCUCAGCCCGCUGCUGCUGGCCAUAAGGGGCAGGCAUCGGAGUGUCAUUGGGCUGCUGCGGGCAGCUGGGGCCUGCCUGUCCCCCCAGGAGCUGGAGGAUGCUGGGACAGAGCUGUGCAGGCUGGCAUCCAGGGCGGACAGUGAAGGUCUGCAGGCGUGGUGGCAGGCGGGGGCUGACCUCGGGCAGCCUGGCUAUGAUGGGCGCUGCGCCCUGCUCGUGGCAGAAGCUGCUGGGAACCUGGAAGUGGCGACUCUCCUGCAGCACCUCCAGACUGGGGCUGACGACCUGGCCCCCAGUUCAGAAGUGCUGCCUAUUGUCUAACCUGAAGCUGUCCGGCUGCAGCAUAAGCGAUUCCUCCCCAUCGUGACCUGCUGGGGAUCACAGGCCCCCCACUCGUGGCUCUGACUGGGAUGGACCCUGCCGCUGGAACUGCUUCCCAUUUUGCUUCCAGGACACAGCCUGUCUUUUUGGGCAGAGUGAAUAAAAUCUCUCUGGGACCGCUGCCUCUCGAGGUCCCCAAAGCC
Molecule: messenger RNA, 2044 nt
Organism: Hipposideros armiger (great roundleaf bat)
Lineage: Eukaryota; Metazoa; Chordata; Mammalia; Chiroptera; Hipposideridae
Gene: ASPG
Product: asparaginase
Exons: 16
Coding region: 126-1841 (571 amino acids)
Molecular function (GO): asparaginase activity; protein binding
Source: RefSeq, a predicted model, not a curated record